AUGAAGCUGCUCUGGGUUUGCGUCGCGGCCAACGCGAUCGGGCUCUCGCUCGGCAUGGACCUUCUGGCAUCCGAAACGGCUCCGGUCGGCGCGAAUCUCUUGGCGGCCGCGGCCACGAAGUGCACGCGUGACAACGACUGCCCGCAACUGACGUGCCACAGUACCUCGUGCAGUACCUUUGGAUACUGCAAGUACACGCCACUGGGAGUGGGCGCCAAGUGCCCGGGCCAGAGCUGCACCAACGGGGCGCUUGCGACGACGACGCCAACGACUCGUGCAACGCCGACGCCGAAUGCGUCGGUGCCCGAGUAUUGCACUGGUACGUCCGGCACGUGCCCCGUCGACGCCUUCGCCCCAUCGACCAUGACGUGCUCUGGCGCCAACAACCGCGGCGCAUGUGACGGUCAAGAUUUAUGCGAUGGGUUUGGACACUGUGUCGACGUGUACCUACCGUCGUCCACUGUCUGCCGAGCGUCGAAAGGCGAGUGUGACGUGGCUGAAUCGUGCUCGGGCAAGUCCAGCCAAUGCCCGCCGACACGUUCGCGCCGUCCACCACGACGUGCAAGGGCACGUCCAACGACAAGCUUUGCGAUGGCGCCGAUCUCUUCGUCGACCAAGUGCAGUGGCACGAGCAACAGUGGCGUCUGCGACGGUCAAGACAUGUGCGACGGGUCCGGCAAAUGCGUGGACAAGUACCUGCCGUCAUCCAACGAGUGUCGGGCGUCCAAGGGCCCAUGUGACGUCGCGGAGACUUGCACUGGUCAAGGCAGCGAGUGUCCGGUGGAUACUUUUGCGCCGACGACGGCCAAGUGCACUGGCUCGAGCAACAGCGGAGCGUGUGACAUUCAAGACUUCUGCGACGGCCAGGGCAACUGCGUCGACAAGUACUUGCCGUCAACGAGUGUCUGCCGGUCGUCCAAGAACCAAUGUGAUGUCGCCGAGAUGUGUACCGGCUCCAGUGGCGCGUGCCCUGCCGACGCGUUUGCGCCGACGACGGCCACGUGCACCGGGACGUGCAAUGGCAACGCCUGUGACGGUGUCGAUCUCUGCGACGGGAAAGGAAACUGCAUCGACGUCUACCUCCCGUCAACGACUGUGUGCCGAAAGGCUGCGAGCGACUGCGAUGUUGCCGAGUCUUGCACCGGCAGUAGUGGUCAAUGCCCCAGUGACAAGUUUGCGCCGACGACGGCCAAAUGCACCGGGACGUGCAACGGAAACCCUUGUGAUGCUCAGGAUUUCUGCGACGGCAGCGGAAACUGCGUCGACAAGUACCUACCGUCGGACACAGUUUGCGGCACGACGGGUAACGCGUGCAUCAUCCCAGCGACAUGCACGGGCGACAUGGGGUUUUGCCCGCCCGAUGACUACGCCGAUUCGUCGGUCCCGUGCAGCGGCACGAGCAGCGGCAACGUUUGUGACGGUAUUGAUACUUGCGACGGGGAAGGCAGCUGCGUCGAUCGCUUCUUGGGCGCCAGGACGGUGUGCCAGAAACCCACCGGCUACUCGCGUCCGAUCUAUUGCAACGGAAAGAGCGCAACGUGCCCUGUUGCCAAGUCCUUUUUGGAAGGCAACCUUCGCGAGAUGACGGCCGACGACCAGGCGCCGGUGCAGUCGAUGCUCGUGGCCGUGUCGCCGUCGUCGCCCAUGGUGCUUCUCGGCCUCGUCUGUGUCGUCGCUGCCGCCGUCGCCAUGGUCACGAUGCGCCAGCGCCGCGACGAGCCCGCGUUCGACGACGCCACGUACAAGCUGCUGGCGACGCACGAAGACGCCUCGGCCGCCUUUUGAGCUCAUGCUGACGACCUUGCAUGCUGUAUAUGAGAAGCAACAAUACAAUUUGUACUUUUGGUUGCUAUAAGAGAA
Molecule: messenger RNA, 1860 nt
Organism: Saprolegnia parasitica CBS 223.65
Lineage: Eukaryota; Oomycota; Saprolegniomycetes; Saprolegniales; Saprolegniaceae
Exons: 3
Coding region: 1-1785 (594 amino acids)
Source: RefSeq, a predicted model, not a curated record